Messenger RNA from Tachysurus vachellii, 1657 nucleotides. RefSeq names its product macrophage mannose receptor 1-like. Lineage: Eukaryota; Metazoa; Chordata; Actinopteri; Siluriformes; Bagridae. Bases 198 to 1307 code for a protein of 369 amino acids. The record is from RefSeq and is a predicted model, not a curated record. The transcript is spliced from 5 exons.
UGUUACAGUAUGUGACUCAUUAUCAAACCAGAUCUUUCUUCUGUAUCAACCUCCACAUAUUUGUUUAUCAGUUCUCAUCCAUCUUUAUCAUGUGACAUCACCACAGUGAUGGACAUUAAAGGGGUUCGAUGUGAACAUUAAGCCUCCGUUCAGCAGGGAGCUGCUCAUCAGGCACACACCUCCUCAUUGGCAUAAUCAUGGUAACUCUGCCAGCUCUGCUGCUCCUCAUCUUCUCAGCUUCUACUUCUCCAGUCCACAGUCACCUCAGUUCAUUUCAUUUGAUUCCGGGUCACAUGAAUCAGACUGAGGCUCGAAAAGCUUGCAGAGAAAAUUACACCGACCUUGUUACUGUGUACUCUGAUGAACACAACACUGAACUUGCUAACCUGGUGAUAAAGGCUGGUCUGGGUUCUGGCUGGAUCGGACUCUCUCACAGUAAUUUAAGUGAGAAAUGGUCUAAUGGUGAUCCUAUAACAUUCAGAAAUCUGACAGGGGAUUGUGGGACAUCGAGCUACUGUGCUACUAUGAAGGCCGAUGGUACAUGGGAAAGUGCACAGUGCACAGUGACAAGAAAUUUCAUGUGCUAUGAACCAGAUGCUACCUCUCAGACUAAUAAUUAUCAUCUAAUCCUUGAGAAUAAGACCUGGUAUGAAGCUCAGCAUUACUGUAGACAGAGAUACACUGACCUGGUCAGCAUCAGAGAUCAGCAGCACAACGAAGAGGUGAAGAUUAAAGGGUUAAACAGUACCAAACCCUUCUGGAUCGGCCUGCUGUGUGAUGACUGGCAGUGGAUUGAUGGAGGAAUCUCUGCCUAUAGAAACUGGGUUUGGCAGAGCGGAGAACCUUAUCCAUCACCAUACAAUUGUGUAGUACUGAGUGGAGGGAGAUGGUACUCAUGGCUAUGCAAUAAUUCAUAUCCUGCUUUGUGCUACUACACUUCCAUCCAUGUGAGUGAAGAGGCUCUGAGCUGGGAGAAUGCGCUGGAUUACUGUGAUAAAAAGAACAGAGCUGGAUUGUUGCAGAUUGAGUCUGACCAUGACCAGACUGAUGUGGAGAAUGAGCUCAGAAGGAGGCGUGUCUCUGAGCCUGUGUGGGUGGGGCUUAGACAGAGCCAGCUCUUCGGGUUCUGGAUUUGGCCCGAUGGGAAAGCCGUGUUUCCGUACUCCAACUGGGAUGAAGGGAAACAGCCUGAGCAUCAACUCUCUCAGCACUGUGGUGCUGUCGUUCCACAAAAGAGCUACAGAUGGAAAGACAUGAACUGUGAUGCUCAGUACAAAGCUCUCUGUCACAUCAGAUGUUCUCCAUGAUCAUGUUCUCUAUAAACCACCAACCCACCCCAAACACACACACACAUGUGGGUGUGUGUGUUUUAGAAUUGUACAGUGACACACACUCUUACUGGGGUCAGGGUUGAGUACUUUACAGAGUAUCCCUUGUAGUUUAGGAAUUUAGGUCUCUCUCUCUCAUCUCUCUGCUCAUGAAGAUGUUUUAGAUGUUUAUGUUCAUGGCUUUGUUAUAGGGUCUUUAAUCCAGACUGAAUAUAGCGGGAUGAUUAAAAAGUAAUGAUAAUUCUAUCUUCUUGACUCAAUGUUUAAUGUGUUUAUUGCUGUUUCUAUGAUGUCGUUCAGCACAGACUGUAACUUUCUCUGUUUAUAAU